This is a messenger RNA of Belonocnema kinseyi, 795 nucleotides long. RefSeq lists its product as uncharacterized. Gene Ontology annotation, biological process: L-ascorbic acid biosynthetic process. The transcript is spliced from 4 exons. The coding region runs from base 1 to 795 and encodes 264 amino acids. Gene Ontology annotation, molecular function: gluconolactonase activity; calcium ion binding. Lineage: Eukaryota; Metazoa; Arthropoda; Insecta; Hymenoptera; Cynipidae. The record is from RefSeq and is a predicted model, not a curated record.
AUGUGGCAAAGUACACAUUUUCUGGUGGGUCAUAUUAAUCAAAUUUCACGCCUCGAAUGGAAUACUGAAACACAUGAUACAGGUCAUAUAACCAGGAGUUUUCGAUCAGUAACCCUAGAAGCAACCGUAGGAUUUACUUUUGGUGUUAAUGAAGAUUUAGGACUCUGGUUUGGGACUACUACAGGAAGGUUUUAUUCUUUCCAUCCAUAUAGAGAAUCCCAUCAAUUCAUACACCAUGAUAUUCCAGGAGUUCAUUUAAGCAAAGGAAUCGUGUUCCACCCAAGCGCAAAUGGCAUACUCUAUUACAUCGAUUCUUUAAAUCAGAGAAUCCUAUCACUUUAUUAUGAUUAUGAUACCAAAUUGGUAACUGGGCCUCCUCAGGUCGUCUUUGACUUUAUUGAAUGGCGUGGAACCAUAAGUCCUGCUAUCUUCAGCGGUCGUGUCACUCUGGGUCGUAUGGCAAUUGAUCGAAGAUUUCAUCUCUGGGUGCCUCUUAAUGGAGGUGGAUAUAUCCUUGAUAUUGACCCGACUAGACGCCAUCCAGUGGUUCGAUACAUUGGGCUGAAUUCACUUAAACUCAACGCAUGUGUUUUCGGAGGUGAUUUAUUGGAUAUAUUAUAUGUAUCUUCAGAGCCAUAUGAAAGGAAUAUAGAACGACCAACUCACUUUGAGGUUGGUAAAAUUUUCGCCGUUUCUAACCUUGGCGAUGGCGCGUUUGGAUAUGCCCCAUCCGAUUUCGAUAUGCCUCCUCCACCUAAGAGAAGACCAUCACCCGAAAGCCACUACUGGGCGUAA